UCCAUGUCAUAUGAAAUAUCAAAAGAAGCGCGCAUCUUAGAUCAAUGGCUGCAAAAUAUACUGCGAGUAGCCUUUCCAGAUACCUUGAUGGGGAAUUCUGGGCAACCAAAAAUCUCAUUCGGGAAGAGAUCUCCAAAUGCGAUUUAUUUCAGUCAAGCAGCUACGACCUAACUUUGGACCAGUCAAGAGACCUGACGGCGGAGAGACUACGUUAUGUAUUAAAUCUCCCAACAAUGCGUCUUCACCUUAAAGAUCAGGUGAAAGACAAGAAGAACAGGUUCAUAACGAAAAGCCUGGGCAUCACAGAGCUCGUAUGUUCUGCUGAUAUGGCCACUGGUGUAAAGCUGGGAGUUGUGUGUGGACUUUAUGGAGGUGCUGUCACUAACUUGGGGUGCCCCGAGCAGGUGGAGAAAUGGUAUCUUCCUGUGUCAGAGCUGGAGUUCACAGGGAUGUUUGCUAUGACAGAAAGAGGCCAUGGUAGUAAUGUACGUGGAAUCCUGACCGAGGCUCAUUAUGACCCUGCUACUCAGGAGUUCAUAAUCCACACACCAUGUGAAGAUGCCCAAAAGAUGUACAUUGGGAAUGCUAUGAAGGGAAACUACGCAGCUGUGUUUGCCCAGCUUACUGUGAAUGGAGAGUCCCAAGGGCCACACUGUUUCAUUGUGCCAAUCCGUGACCGUGACGGAGUUUUGUGUCCUGGAGUGACUGCCAUUGACAUGAAGCACAAAGAGGGUCUACAUGGAGUUGACAACGGUAUCCUGAUAUUUGACCAUGUUCGAAUACCUCGCGAAAACUUGCUGAGAAAGUUUGGCAGUGUUUCGGGCGAUGGACUCUACUCCUCUCCCAUUCAGAGCAAGAGCAGUCGCUUUAAUGCUAUGCUGGCAGCGCUGACUCCCACAAGGCUGGGCCUGACUGUACAAGCCAUGGCUGCCAUGAAGCUGGGACUCAUCAUUGCAGUGCGCUACAGCCACAGCCGGAGGCAGUUUGGUCCAAAGGACCAGGAUGAGGUAAAGAUAAUCGAGCACCAGACGCAGUACUUGAGACUGAUGCCGCACCUGGCAGCUGCCCUAGCUCUCACCUUCACCACCAGAUAUGCCUCCCAUAUGAUGGAUGAAGCACUUUCUGAAGGGCAGGACUUGCAGUCUAACCGCUCUCUUCAGGCUCUUGUGGCAGGGCUGAAGGCAUAUAGCACCUGGGAGAAUCUGGCCUGUUUGCAAGAGUGUCGUGAGUGCACUGGUGGCAUGGGUUUUAUGAUGGAGAACAGAAUUCCAGCACUGAGGUGCGACUCAGAUGUCUUUGUGACUUUUGAAGGGGACAAUGUGGUUAUGCUGCAGGUGGUGGUGCGUGAGCUCAUGACCCAGUACACCAGACAGUUGGGAAACAGUCCAGUGAGUGGUCUUCUCAGAACUUGGGCCAGCUCUGCAUCGGACAACCUGAGAACCAGCUUUAUAGGCUUCAACGUAGAUAAGAUUGGAGACCUAAAUUUUCUUCUGAAAGCUGUAAGCUAUAGGGAGAGGGUGUUACAACGCAGUUUAGCAGCGCGUCUUUACGCUAAGGUGGAGAAGAACAAAGAUGAAUUUUUCGGUGCCUGGAACUCCUGUCUUCAUCAUGUGACCGGUCUUGCUCUUGCACAUGUACAUAGAGUAACUCUGGAGCAGUUUGCACUGGCCAUUCAAGAAUGCCAGGUCAAAGAAGACCAUGCCUUGCUAACCAAGUUCUGCCUUCUUCAUGGCACCAGUUUGGUGUAUCAGGAACGGGCGUGGUACCUUGAACAUAACUACCUAACCCCGACCACCAGUAAGCAGAUCCGAAACCAGCUGUUGGAGCUCUGCAGGUCAGUGAAGGAUGAAGCUUUGAAAGUGGUGUCUGACUUCAACAUCCCCUCGUGCUGUAUCCAAGCCCCCAUUGCAGGAGUGACCAACCCCAGGGCAACAUGGGCUUUCUACUCCAUACCCGAGCAUCCUGGAGACGAAACAAGCCUGCUCUCUAAGCACAAGAUCAAUGCCAAGCUGUGAGAAUCCCUCUAGGGUGACUGACAGCUUGCUAAGAGAGUAAAACGAAGGAGAGGUGUGUGAUAUCAUAAAGGAGGCAAUGGAACCUUCCAUGGGAGCCAAAAGAAUGGUCAGUUGUAUUGAUCUCCAUUGAAGUGUUGGCUCCCAUGGCAGUCAUUGCUUCCUCAAGAGACUUACAAUGUUCUCUCCUUCGGUUUUCAGGCUCUUUAUAGAAUACUUUAUGUGAGCAUUGCUCACCACCAGCAGUUGAGCAUUGCUCAUACCUCCAAAUAGGACCAAGUCUAUUGUGCUGUAGGCUACAGAACAUGCUAUCUUAUGGGAAUGUAUUAUUCUCAAGGAGUUACCAGGAGUUUUAUUAGAUCUUAUCUUUUGAGUGACUUCAUAUGAAUCAACCUCUGUGUUUGUUAUAGAUUUGUGAGCCCACAGUCUAGCGAGCUGGGAUAAUAUCUUAAUUUAUGUUUCUUGCAUAUAAAGUGGACUGCAACCAACUGAAAAGCUGCACAGUGUGAAAUAAUUACCAUUCCACUAAAUGGGGAAAACCUGAAAGGGUUUGGAUAAUUGAUGAUUUCAAAUAAGACCAGAAUAUGACUUAAAAUGCCUCUGGACCACAUGUACUGCAUGGUCUGUGUUAGCUCCCUUUGAAUCCCAAACCAAAAUGCUAAUAUUUGCGUGUAAUAUGUGCGACCAUACUGACUGCUUUGCAAAUUAGGCCAGUUUCCCUAGAGCAGGUCUUGAAUAUAUAUAUCCAUUGUAUGUCUCACUUUGAAAGAUUAGUUGUAGAGAAUAGCUUCUCCCUCAGGACAUAAGACAUCUACUGUAAGCAAAGCAGUUAGUAUGUGCAGCCCACACAGUUCCUGUAGCAUGCAGGCAACUUUGCUCUGGUCCUGGGGUUUAUUUCGGUUUGCUUUGAAUAAUCAUGCAUGGAGUGGUGUUGUCAAUAAAAACUUUUGAAUGGGGCUUUACUGAAAUAGGUGCCUCAUAGCAUUCAUGACUCUAAUGUUCAGUGGACCAAACUGGUAAUAAUGUCUCAUUAAUAAGUUUAGCUUGGCCAAAGAAUCAAAAAUUCUUUGUUUCUUUCUAACAGAUGCAGUUUCUUUCUGACAAAUGUGCCAUGAUUUAAGGUUAUUGAAUGCUGCAAAACCCUGUGUAUGCCUUCUCUCUCUCUUAUGAUUGUAUAUGUGCAUGGUGAACACUAUUGAUGGAGUUGUUUUAUUAUGUGUAACAUUACUGGUAAUUGUUAUAAAUCAAAUAUUUCUCUAAGUAUUUCUCACAACAACUUGCCAUUUGGAGAGCUAUAUUGAAACAGUGCUUAUUGUUUAGUGUAUUACACAUGUAACAAAAUUCAUAUUAAAUGCACUUUAUGGCUUUGCUUAA
Molecule: messenger RNA, 3386 nt
Organism: Chanos chanos (milkfish)
Lineage: Eukaryota; Metazoa; Chordata; Actinopteri; Gonorynchiformes; Chanidae
Gene: acoxl
Product: acyl-CoA oxidase-like
Exons: 19
Coding region: 45-2015 (656 amino acids)
Biological process (GO): fatty acid beta-oxidation using acyl-CoA oxidase; lipid homeostasis
Cellular component (GO): peroxisome
Molecular function (GO): acyl-CoA oxidase activity; FAD binding; fatty acid binding
Source: RefSeq, a predicted model, not a curated record